Oryzias melastigma (Indian medaka) is the source of this 5161-nucleotide messenger RNA. It is a transcript of the gene plekhm2, whose product is annotated as pleckstrin homology domain containing, family M (with RUN domain) member 2. The transcript has 20 exons. Gene Ontology annotation, molecular function: kinesin binding. Bases 353 to 3364 code for a protein of 1003 amino acids. NCBI's taxonomy places the organism in Eukaryota, Metazoa, Chordata, Actinopteri, Beloniformes, Adrianichthyidae. The record is from RefSeq and is a predicted model, not a curated record. Gene Ontology annotation, biological process: positive regulation of membrane tubulation; Golgi organization; lysosome localization. Gene Ontology annotation, cellular component: endosome membrane.
CUGAUGACGUAACUUGGUGCGGCAGAUGUAGCCCGUUGACGGGUCACCUGUUCACCCUGAAAGGUAACCAAUGAGCAGCCGCUGCUUCAUCGGAGUACCGGAACCGAGGAGGGACAUAAACUCCGAAACGAGCCCGGCGGUGUUUACAUCACAGGUCCGUUUAGGAGAACCGGUUCCGGGUAAAAAGCAGCUAUAGCGACUUGGAGCUGUUGUGACGUAGAUGACCAUCGGCACGCAGACAGUUGUUUAGGACUCCCAAUAGCCGCGCGUAGCGUGGAGCGUCAAGCUAGCUCAUGUCAGCCGCGUGAGCGUUAGCAGCAGUCAGCUGACCACCGCCCGCGCGCGGAGCAGCAUGGAGCCGCUGAAAGUCAAGGACCGCAUUCUGGAGAACAUCUCCCUGUCCGUCAAGAAGUUACAGAGUUAUUUUGCCGCCUGUGAGGACGAAACUCCGGCUAUCCGGAACCACGACCGUGUUCUUCAGCGUCUGUGUGAACACCUCGACCACGCUCUGCUCUAUGGGCUGCAGGACAUCUCAUCGGGAUACUGGGUUCUGGUCCUGCACUUCACCAGGAGAGAAGCUGUCCGGCAAAUCGAUGAGCUCAGUCACAUCGCAACCAACCUGGGUCGAAGCCGGGCCUGGCUGUAUCUGGCUCUGAGCGAGAGCUCUCUGGAGAGCUACCUGCGCCUCUUCCAGGAGAACCAAGGACUGCUGCAGAAGUAUUAUUUCAAGAACGCCUUGGUUUGCAGUCACGACCACCUCACCCUGUUUGUCACGCUGGUCUCGGGUCUGGAGUUCAUUCGCUUCGAUCUGGACCUGGACGUUCCCUAUCUGGACGUGGCCCCCUACAUGCCCGAGUACUACAAACCCCAGAACCUGCUGGACUUUGAGGAACGGCUGCCCAGUUCAGACAGCCUGUCCCUGCAUUCCUUCACGUCUCUCACCUCAACCAACCUGGAGUGGGAUGACAGCGCCAUCGCUCCAUCCAGUGAAGAUUAUGAUUUUGGUGACAUCUUCCCCGUGUUGCAGUCAUUGCCAAGUGCAGACUGGGAAGAGGGGGACCUGACCGAUCAGGCUAGCUGCCCUCAGUCGAGCGGCUCUGACCCCCAGACCGUCAUCAGCGAGAUGGUCCUGCUUUCUGGCUCUGCAAAGGGGAAGUCGGCACCGCACCUUUCUCCACGCAGCCCCACCUCCCGACACAACCCCUUCAACGAGGACUCCGACACCAAUCCCUCGGCCAACGUCACACCAGUCCACGUGGCUGAGAGCCGCAACAUCAGUGGCGCAGAGGAUGGGACCGGCGGCGUCCAGCUGGAGGUCAUCAGGAUGGCCAAACGAAGGAAACCAGCUAAGAAACGACGAGAAAAAGGCUCCACGGAUUCCUACGGCAGCAUCUGUAACUCUGGUUCCUCUGAGCGCGUGGAACUGGACCACAACGGCACCACGCCAGAGGAGGGGGGGUCCAUCAACAGCACUUUAGUCCAGCUGGACAGUGAAGGAGAGCCGAGCAGGAGCAGAGGUGGAUCCCAGGUGGUUGAUGAAGAUGAAGGCCAGGGGGAUCUCCUACGGCUCCCCAAAAUGGCGGACACCUCCAUGGAGAGUGUUGGCCAGCCACUCAGGGACGUCAUGGAUCGGCUCAGUGGUUCCUGGGAGAACCCAGGAGGAGUAAAAGAGGAGGAAGUUUGUGAUGAAGCACCUGAGCCUCCCGCACAGCUGCCCUUUCGAGAGGGUUCAGAGGGAAAGCCACCGGACCCGUCUGUCCCGGCCCAGAACUCCAGCUCCCAGCAUGCCUUUCCCACGUCUCCAGACACAUACUGCUUUACCCCCAACGGUCCAGACUCUGCUGACUCGAGUGGUGGCCACCAUGACUCUGCAGGGCUUAGCCAGCCAGAAACUCCAUCAGUUGGCUCUGAGGAUGAAGGAGAGGCAGAAGCAUCAGGAGGACACCAAAUGAAGGAGGAGAGCGCCGAUGGAGCAGAGAACACCACCAUGACGGCGCCGGAGGAAGCAGGAAGCAGAGAGCCGCAGCGACGUCCAUCUGAAGGAUCUCAUCCUGCAGAGUUCAGAGUGGACAACAACCACCUGCUUCUCCUGAUGAUCCACGUGUUCCGAGAAAACGAGGAGCAGCUGUUCAAGAUGGUGAGGAUGAGUACGGGUCACAUGGAGGGGGACCUGCAGCCGCUCUACCUGCUGCUCACAGACUCUUACAUCUACAUGCUGAGAAAAGGUGCAGCAGAGAAGCCGUACACCGUGGAAGACGCCGUCUCCUACAACGAGCUGGACUACGUUUCUGUGGGUCUGGAUCAGCAGGCGGUGACGCUGGUCUGCACCAACAGACGAAGGAAGUUCCUGUUGGACACGGCAGAUUCCUCUCUGACCGUAUGGUUCCUGGCUGUUCUUCAGUCCGCUAUGGUGCAAGGAUGCCGGGAGCCUCCUUAUCCCUGUGUUCUGACAGACGCCACCAUGGAGAAGCUGGCUCUGACCAAGUUUGUGUCCCAGGAGUGUUCAUGUGAGGUUUCUGAAGUCUCUAUUCUGCUCUAUUCACUGGUUCAUUGGGAGGAUCCGAUGGACAUGACUCUCUCUCCCCAGAGCGGCUCACACACCUCAGGACUGUCCUCCAACACUAAAGAAGGAAGUCUGCAGUACCGAUGUGGAACCUCAUACCUGGGCAAGGAGCUGUGGAAGAGCUGCUACCUGGUCCUGAGUAAUGGGAUCCUGUACCUGUAUGCAGAGAGAACUGACGUCACACCUGUCCUGUCUGUCACCAUGGGUGGUGAACACUGUGGAGGCUGCCGUCGGUCCAGCAGCACAGAGCACCCCCAUGUGUUUCAAGUCAUCCUGACGGAGCGCCCCCCUCUGGUACUCAGCGCAAACGACGAGCAGGAAAUGGCGGACUGGAUGCAGCUGCUCUGCCAGUCCGUCUCUAAAGGAGUCAUCCCUCAGGGUGUGACCCCCUCACCUUGUAUCCCCUGCUGUCUGGUGGUGACAAAAGAAAAGCUCCUCACCUGCCAUCAGGACUGUCAGACCAGCUUCUUCCGGUCUUUGGGAAGUGCCGACAUCUGUGAUAUCACCAGCGUCAGCCUGGAGCCCGACAAGGAGUACUGCAUCAUUGAGUUUGCAGCAGAUCGGACACAGUUCCUUCCUCCGUGGGUUCUGUACUUCAGCGGCUGUGAGGAGAGAGGUCGUCUUCUGCUGUCGUUGGACAGAGCAUGGAAAGCCAUCUUUCAGGUGGACCUUCUCCAUAAAGACGUGUUUGAUGCGCUGGUGCAGAAGCGCUGUGGGGAGGCUCUGGAGCUGAUGAAGAGCGCCUGGCAGCGGGCAGACAGUCUGGCUCGAGGCAGAGCCCAGCGGGAACCGUGGUGCUGAAGGACAGCUGAGCCGGCCAGCAGAGCUGCCGUCUCAGCUGCUCUGACCAAACACUUCUGUAGGAAACCCAGCGCUCCAAACGGGAGGAAACAUGAAGACGUUUGCCUUUAAGAUAGCAGCAGGAUGAACAUGAAUCAUUCAAGCCUUGGCCUGCUAGUUAGACUGAACCAUCACUAGUCUGAUGGAGGAACUAAUGGGAAGAAGCGUGCUGUUCAGUUACUGAGCACUUUGUUACAGACUGAGAUGAAUCCGCUUUGAUCCUUGAGGGAACAUGUGCUAAUCUUCACUGUCUCUAUGGUCACAAGCUCUGCUGCUUCUGAACGCACACCACUCCGAGGAUGGAAACUGCUCCGAUGGAAAACUGUUCCUGAUGGGAAGUGUUCCGAUGGGAACCGUCCCUGCCCACAAAAGUCUGUCUGGGGCUUUACGGCCAAAAGGACCGUCCAGCCAGCUACUGGUGGAACCUUCUAUCGAUUCUCCACGUUCUGCACAGAGCUCUGCGUCGGACAUAUGGACUCAUGCCCGUACGAACUUGUAAAGUGUUUAAUUUAAAUGUCAUGAAGGAUGAAACGUCACAGACUCCCAUGGAUUUCGCCUCAUUGUCACACUCUGACGUAGAACGUGCUUUCAGGACAGUGGGAGCAGCUGCGCUCAGACAUUGGGGUCUGAAAGGACCCGCCUGUGAUGAGGCUGUUGUGGAAUGAGCUUCAUGAAGAUGAACUGGGACUCCUUCAUGUUCAGAGCUUCUGUGUUUGAUUGAAGUUUGAACGUUCAGAAGCUCAGAGCUGCUCCUCAGAAAGCCUCUCAAGUCGUUAAAUAUUCAUGCUUGGAAAAUAGUGCUGUGUGCUUUAAUGCAUGUGAAAGCAAAGGUCUUUUUCAUUUUCAUUUGCAUUCAUGUCAUGAACACUUCCACCCUUUACACUGUAAACCUGUCAGUUGGUUUGGUACGUUGAGACGUGGUGGAAGGUCUUUGUCUGUGGAUACUGAACUGCAGAUCAGUCUGAACGUUUCCAGAAAGGUUGUUGAGGACAUGAGAAACUGGACCUGUUCUCUGCAUGAAGCAUCCAUCCAUCUGCCUAAGUGCCACUUUGUCUCACUAAUCUGUCGUUUUUUUUCUAAGAAAUGGAGCCUCAGGUAGAACGACACUCUCUGGAUGUGCUUCUUUCACAUUUUAUACCUAAGGAAUUUGCUUUCUUAUCAGUUGGUUCCUGCAGUGACGCAGAUUUCCAGGAAAUCUUGAAUAAUUUAUUGUGGAUUUUAAAGCAUCUUGAAGUCCUUCCUGAGCGAGUCCAGUUUCAGUUGUUGGAUUGAACCCGACAGCUUGGUGGGAUUAUCAGCGAAUGUGUUUGAACAGUGUUAAGGCGUUCACCAUUGCUGGUCAAUGACUGUAAGAUGACAAACGUACGGUACACUCUGAUAGAUGUGUCAUCAUGUUUAGCAGUUGGCAGAAAACCAGCUUGAAUUUCACACAUGAGGAAAGGCAGGAUCUGAAGUGUUAAUUUUGGUAUGACACUGUAGUUCAAGUACAACAAAACAGAAUAAACUGAUCAAACGCUAAAUGAUAUCACUAAUGCGAAUCCUUUAUAGGUAAUUAUUCAAGUACAGUUGUUGGAAUUCAGCCUUAAUGCAGUAAAUCAGGCUCAGAUUUAAAGGAAAUCAAACUUUUGGAUUGAAUUGUGAUGAUAUUGUAAAAUCCUAACACUUUUCUGUCUUUGAUGUUUUCUGUUUUCUCUGUGGAGCCCUAAGAUGACCUCUGACCUGCUUUAUAAUAAAGUUAUUAAAGGAAGCUGUGCUUUA